Messenger RNA from Oreochromis niloticus (Nile tilapia), 5517 nucleotides. It is a transcript of the gene rpgrb, whose product is annotated as retinitis pigmentosa GTPase regulator b. The record is from RefSeq and is a predicted model, not a curated record. Bases 107 to 3751 code for a protein of 1214 amino acids. The transcript has 15 exons. NCBI's taxonomy places the organism in Eukaryota, Metazoa, Chordata, Actinopteri, Cichliformes, Cichlidae.
GCCUAGGAGAAGUUUUGUUUACUUCCGGGUUGUUCGAGUCGAAAACAACAGAGGGGUACCAACACGCCCAUAGGCGCGGAGCAAAGCGGAUUAAAAUACCGCAGAGAUGGCAGGCGAAGCUGAAGAUGACAUUCCGGAAUCGGGGGCAGUUUUCACUUUUGGAAAGAGCAAGUUCGCUGACAACAUUCCAAGUAAAUUUUGGCUUAAAAAUGACAUCCCACUCAGAAUAGCGUGUGGCGAUGAGCACACCGCCUUAAUAACAGAAAAUGGGAAGCUCUUCAUGUUUGGUAGCAACAACUGGGGCCAGCUCGGCCUUGGCUCCAAAGUGACCGUCAACAAGCCCACCUGUGUCAAAGCCCUGAAGUCUGAGAAAGUUCAACUGGUGGCUUGCGGGAGAAACCACACGCUUAUCUGCACAGCCAAGGGGAAGGUGUAUGCCUCAGGUGGGAACAGCGAGGGUCAGCUGGGGCUUGGAGACUGCGAAGAGAGGACGUCCUUCAAGAGACUUGAUUUUUUUGAUUCACAGGGACCAAUCAAGAUGCUUGCUGCGGGUUCGAACACCUCAGCAGCUCUCACCGUGAGCGGUAAACUGUUUAUGUGGGGUGAUAACACAGAGGGUCAGAUUGGUUUGGGUAAGGAGAGUCAGGUGUCGUCACCCCAGGAAGUCAGUGUGGGCCAACCAAUCAGCUGGGUCUCCUGCGGGUACUACCACUCGGCUUUAGUGACAGUGGAUGGCGCUCUGUACACAUUUGGCGAACGGGACAGCGGGAAACUGGGUCUGGGCACCCACCAGCUUCCAGGACACCGAGUGCCUCAGCUGGUGAAGAGCAUCAAGGAGCCAGUGAGGCAGGUGGCCUGCGGGGGUGGACAUACAGUGGCACUUGCAGAGGGAAAUGUGUACACGUUCGGCCUCGGUCAGUUCGGACAGCUCGGCCACGGGACAUUCAUCUUUGAGUCCCGGGUGCCGCGUUUGGUUGAGCACUUCAAGAAGGGACGAGCCUGUCAGGUGGUCUGUGGAGAAAACCACACCGCUGUCAUUACGGAAGACGGCUUGCUAUACACGUUUGGAGAUGGCAGACAUGGAAAACUUGGUCUGGGGGAGGAAAACUUCACUAACCAAUUUAAACCAACGCUAUGCCUGCGAUUCCUGAAGUAUAAUGUUCAGGGAGCGAUGUGCGGCGGAUGUCACAUGGUGGUGCUGGCUCGGCCGAGGGCCCGGGGGGCCGGUGAGAUCACGCUGGAGGACAACGAUGUGACGGAAGAUUUCCUGGAGAAACCAUACGUGGAGCUGCAGGGUAACACAGUUGACUCAUCUACGCUGCAGAGGAGCCUCUCAGCCCGGGUUCGCAGGAGGGAGAGGGAGCGAUCUCCAGACCAGUUUGGCACCAUGUUCCGCACACUGCCCGCCAUGACACCGGGUAACCUCCUCCCGCCACUGACCGUCUCCAGCCAGACCAUACCACCACGACUGGCCCCACCUGAGGUGAUCCACGGAAAGGUGCUCAAUGGCACUUACCAACACAGGAACGAGGGGUCGAUCCACCAGGAGCUGGCAGGUGGGGAGACAGACAGUGUUGUAGAAAGUCUGACAGACACUGACAGCGUGAGAGGUCUUGGAGAAACCAGAGACUUCCUGAACAUGACUCAUGUGAUGAAGAUAGACCCCAGUGAUAAAACACUCACGCUGUCUCCAGUUCAAAAGAGGAAGGGUAAGAAUGGUAAGGCUAUAAAAGAACAGGGUCAAAGAAAGCAGAGAAAGCUCUCAGAGCAGAGCAGUUUCUCUUCCACUUCGCUGUCUUGUAAGAGUGAGGCUGCCUCUUCUCUCCGGGCGUUACCCACUGAGCUCCUGAGGAGUCGUAGCACUCGUACUCAGGGCCCGCAGAGGCCCCAGAGACAUCAGAAAAGCAACCAGAACAAGGCGAAUCUGAUCUUGGCUGUAGAGGAGUUGCAGGAGAAGCCCAGUACAAACAAACCUACAAGCAUCAGGGACAUAAAUAAGGCAGCAUCCAAAGAACAACAAAUGCAAGUUCACAGUAAAAGCCAGGUGAUAGGGGUUCGCAGGAAGCUGGCAGCAGACUCAAAACAAAGUCCAGAAAUUAUGAAGAAAAGAUUAGAUUUCAACUCUAAAUCUGCUAAAGUUGAGAAAGUGGAGUCUAAGCCUGUGAGGGUUAAAGGCACACCCACAGGAAUCAGUUCGCCAGGUAAACUCAGUCAUACAGACUCAGCAAGCUUUCACCUGAGUGACACUUUGGAUGAAGAGAGCAUAGUGGGCUCUCAGCAGGUUUCUGAGGUGAAAAAAACUCCCAAAUCUAAAGAGAAGAAAACAGAUUUGUCUAAGAAAAACAAGAAUGAAAAAAACAUGAAAGACGCUCAAAUCAAAAGAGGGUCAGAGGUUCAGAAAAAGUCAACAGAUCUCAGCCUGGUUGUUGGAGCUGCUUCACUCGCCGCAGGAGCAGCUUUGAUCCAAGCUGGAAGACGAUUAAGCUCCACAUCCCUUUCUGAGAACAGCUGUGCUGUACUUAAAGAGAGUGUGACUAAAUCACUGAGUGAGGAAUCUGAAUCUUACGCUGCCAAUUUUAGCCACAAAUCUGCUGUCAGCAUCAACAUCAUACCCGCACCUGAAAGUCCUGAAAUGAGGACAAUCUCAGAUCAAAGUGAACAGAUGGACUCUGCCGCAAUCAAAGAGGAAGAGGAGGAUAAUGAGGAAGCGGUUGAAGAGGAAGAAGGGCAGACAGAUGCAGAAGUAAGCGAGGAAGAGGAGGAUGUUAGUCACAUUAUUAAGAAAGUGGCAGAGAACGCUGAGGAUGAAAAAGAGAGUGACACUCUUCAAUCUGGAGAGAAGUCAGACAGCGAUGUAGAUGAGGAGGAGGAUGAGAGCAAUGUUGUGGUAGAAGAUGAAGAAGAGGAGGAGGAAAAGAGUGGAGUAACAGAAAGUGAAAGCAAAGCAGAGACUGAAGAGAAAGACAGAAACGGAGGGGUUGUAGAAGAAGAGGAGGCGGAGGAAGAGGAAAGUGAGGAAGGGUCAAGUCACGAAACAGAGAGCAAACGUGGAGAUACUGAAAGUGACUUGGAAGAAGGGGACGAGGAAGAAGAAGGGAGUUUGGAGAGUGAGGGUGAAGAAGAGGAGGUUGAAAGUGAGUCUGUGAGGUCUUCAGAGAGAGAAGAAAGUGAGGAAGAGAGGGAGACCGAAGAAGGAGAAGAUGAAAAAGAGGAGGAAGAAAAGGGUAGUGCUGAAGAAGUAGAAGAGAGUAGUGAAGAGGAAAACAGUGAAAUUGAGGAAGAAGAGGAGGAGGAACAAAGUGGGGAAAAGGAGGAAGAGACAGAGGAUGAGGAGGAGGAAGAAGAAAAAGAAGAGGAUGAACAAAGUGAGGAAAAGGAGGAAGAGACAGAGGAUGAAGAGGAGGCAGAAGAAAAAGAAGAGGAAGAAAGUGAGGAAAAGGAGGAAGAGACAGAGGAUGAGGAGGAGGAAGAAGAAGAAGGAGAAGAGGAGGAAGAAAGUGAGGAAAAGGAGGCUGAAGCGGAAGAUGAGGAGGACCAGAGUGAGGAAGAAGAAGAACAGGAAGAAGAAGAAGAGGAAGAGAAGGAAGAUGAAGAAGAAGAAGAAGAAGAGGAGAAGGCUGUCAAAAAGAAAAGGUCUGCUGAAGUGAAAAGAAUAAGUGCUAAAUCAGCAACUAGAAGCAAACUAAGGUUAGGAGUCAAAGGUCAGGCGGCAGAACGUCACUGUGCGCCUUCAAACAUCAAACCGAUUUGAGGCUAAACAGUAACACAUGAGAGGAAAUCCAAUUCGUAAUCACCAGAGCAUGCGCCAUGAAUAAUUACGGGUUUAAGUUCGGGCCUGUCGUUUAUUUGGAGCAACACCAGGACGAGUGCAGGUGUCCAUGAGUUGUGGUUGCAUUAUUUCUGCAUCUAGGUAGUGCUAUAAAGGAGGGGUAAUUUCAAAUGCAGCAUUUCUACCAACAAACAUCAGGAAACACAAACUGUUUGUGUCUACAGUUUGUCACAGUGUGUUGUUAGCCAAAGGUCCAGACACUAUAUUUCACAGGGAGAGAAAAGAAAGAGCUAAAUUCACUAAACGAUGGAAAUAGAUAGGAAGUCAGGAGGUUAUAUUUAUAAGUACGGACUGCUCAGUGGUAUUUGAAAAAUUUGUUUUUCCAUAUUGUGAAGCAUGCUGCAAAGCAAACUACGGUAGAUUAUCUGUGUUAGUUAAAGGUUGCAUUAAAAUAAUCUAGUGCAGGAUCUGAGAAGCUGCAUGCUGACUUACCCUGACCUCCGUUAGACUGCUGUUGUUCUGAUGGGCAGCAGAAAAAUGCAGGGAGAUAUUAAUGGUUUCCUUGUUAUGAAUUUGAAGUUAAGUUGAUGAAGUUUAGAUUCAUUCACUGAAUUCCACCUCCAUAUUGUUUAGUAUAGAGACAGCAUAAACAGUGCUGACAGCAAAGAACAGGGCAACUCAUAAAAUGCCUUCUUACAUUUGUUGAAUUCAGUUGUGCAACUCCACAGAAAAAAUCGCUAGUAGAAACGUCCUUCAAAGAGCUACUUUUUACUUUCUUACUUUGACUACAUUUCAUAGCCAGUACUUUUUCACUUUUACUUGAGUAAAGAAGUUAAAUCAGUACUUAAGUACAGAAUGUUUGUCCUUUUACCACCUCUGGAAUACACAAGCUUCUUUGUGUUUAUCUGAAUUUUAUGUUUUCAUUCUGAAACAGCUGGAACAUUUGCAUGUACUGUGCCUUUCCCUCUUACAUGUUAACCACAACAUCUUUUUGAUUUCAUAUAUUAUGAAUGUGUUUCUUUAUAGCUUUCUGAACCCUUUCUCUCAUAACGUUGUGGUGUUUUGGGCUGCUCUUGUAUUUCCAUCCAGCCUUUUGCUUUUGGUUUACAGCAAUGCUUACUCAUGUUUGUCUUAAGUAUUGAUUUAAAUGCUUUUUGGUUUACUUGUAUUUCCUUGGAAGCCUUUUCUUUUUGCUUCUGCUUCUGCUCAGUUAUACAUGGCUCUUGCAACCAGAAUUCUCUGAAUUUCCAGUAAUAUGACUGGAAAUUCAGAGUACCCAAAUAUUCUUCAAACCUUCAGCCUUAAUCUUUGUCUUGCUCACAUUUAAAUAUUUUAUCUGGAAUUAUUUAUGUUGCUAUUUCUAUUAAUUUGUAUUUGUAAUAAAUAUUUGUGUUGCAUUACAUUGUGGGUGUUUUUUUUUUUUUUUGUAUUAGGACAUAGGACAUUUGUUAAAGUAGUUCUUAAUGAUACUUAAUAGUCACAAUUGUUUGUGUAGAUUCACUUCUAAACAAGAUUGUAUUAGUUAUUUAGACCAGGCUGACAUCUGCUUCUGCUUCCAUUUCAUACUUAAUUGCAUGCCAAAAUCUUUCAUUUUUGUAAAUGUAAGUUUCUUCUGAGAAAUUAAAAAAAAAACCUCAAAAAAACAAUCUCAGUGGAAAAAAGGCAAAAUUAUAUGAAUGUUAACCAUUAGACUGUUGUAUUUAUUGUAUCCAGUAUGUCUUGCCCUGUUAUAUAAUGCCUGGAAAAGA